GGGUCGCCCUCAUAAAUUGUCGCUGGGUUCAACUUCGGCGAAGCUCCAAUUCACAAGCUGUCUCUUUACUCUGCGAGUCUGAGCCAUUGUUGAGAGACCAGACCAUCAUGACCAGCUCCUCCGCCAACGCUCGCAAGACGCUGAGUAAGAUCGCUUGCAAUCGGUUACAGAAGGAGCUGCUGGAAUGGCAGAUUAACCCUCCCUCCGGUUUUAAACACAAAGUCACCGAUAAUCUUCAAAGAUGGGUUAUUGAAGUAAAUGGAGCAUCAGGAACGCUCUAUGCUGGUGAAACCUAUCAACUUCAGGUUGAUUUUCCUGAGCAUUACCCUAUGGAAGCCCCUCAGAUUAUAUUUCUUCAUCCUGCCCCGCUGCAUCCCCAUAUAUAUAGCAAUGGCCAUAUAUGUUUAGAUAUUCUAUAUGAUUCAUGGUCUCCCGCCAUGACAGUCAGUUCCAUUUGUAUGAGCAUUCUCUCAAUGCUAUCAAGCUCGACUGCGAAGCAACGCCCUGAAGACAAUGAUCGUUAUGUAAAGAAUUGCAGAAUUGGAAGAUCCCCAAAGGAAACCAGAUGGUGGUUCCACGAUGAUAAAGUGUAACAACUAAGGGGUUAGGCACUUGCAACACGCCCUGAAGACAUGAUUGUUAUGUAAAGAAUUGCAGAAAUGGAAGAUCCCCAAAGGAAACCGGAUGGUGGUUCCACGAUGGUAAAGUGUAACGACGGAAGAAGUUUCGGUCAUUUGGUAUAAUAAUCAAAGUAGAUGACUACCUUUGAAGUAGAUGAGUAGGAAAACACAAACAUAAGAGAGAUGCAUUCAGAGACUGCGACCUUGGUCUGAAUGCAUCAUGGCUCCUGGAAUGGCAAUGGCUGUUAUCUGUAAAGGAAGAGGGAGAAUUUGAGUUUUAUGUGUGAGGAACGAAUUCGGGUCGUUAUGGUUAAUUACUCAAGUCUAGAUAUUCAGUAUCUUGUUAGCACAUGAAUUGCCAUCCUUAUCAUAUUACAUGACCAGUUGUGUGGAUGUUGUAUUUCUGGUUUAUAUAGGAAGUAUACUUCACUAAUAA
Molecule: messenger RNA, 1056 nt
Organism: Tripterygium wilfordii
Lineage: Eukaryota; Viridiplantae; Streptophyta; Magnoliopsida; Celastrales; Celastraceae
Product: probable ubiquitin-conjugating enzyme E2 16
Exons: 7
Coding region: 108-593 (161 amino acids)
Source: RefSeq, a predicted model, not a curated record